Vollenhovia emeryi is the source of this 723-nucleotide messenger RNA. RefSeq lists its product as uncharacterized. Lineage: Eukaryota; Metazoa; Arthropoda; Insecta; Hymenoptera; Formicidae. The record is from RefSeq and is a predicted model, not a curated record. The transcript is spliced from 3 exons. The coding region runs from base 1 to 723 and encodes 240 amino acids. Gene Ontology annotation, molecular function: nucleic acid binding.
AUGGGACGAGGGCCUAGUCUGAGCGUAGAAAAACGUGCAGCAGUUACUGCGUUACGUAAUGAUGGUCGCAGCGUACGUUAUAUUGCGGAAAAACUGAAUAUACCGCGGUCUACCGUAGGUGAUGCUAUUACUCGCUUUGAAAGAACCGGCUGUAAUAAGGACAAGACCCGCACUGAGAGGCCUAGAGUCACUUUCAAAUCAGAGGAUCAGUCCCUAGUCUUAAUGCCGGUCUUUGGGGCAGAGUUUCCACUAGAAAGUCGCUUCUCCGGCGCGGAAGUAGGUCGAAGAGACUUCAGUGGGCUCACAAUCGCAAGGACUGGACCAUCGAAGACCGGAAACGAGUUUUACGGACUGACGAAUCGAAGUUCGAAGUUUUUGUUAAAACAUGGCGGAGAAUCUGUGAUGGUUUGGGGACGUUUUAGUUAUACAAGCGUGGGAGAUCUUCAUAGAAUAAAGGGAAUACUUGAACAAAAAGGCUACCAUUCGAUCCCGAGUAGGCAUUGUAUCCCAUCCGGUAAACAUUUAAUUGAUCAUGGAUUUAUCAUGCAGCAAGAUCCCAAUGAUCCCAAACACACUUCUAAAUUAUAUUAUAGCCAUCUGCAUCGCAAAGAGGAAAGCGGAGAGCUUAAAAUGAUGGUGUGUCAAUCUCCAGAUCUUAAUCCCAUAGAACUUCUGUGGGAUGAACUUGAUCGCCGGGUCAGGAAGGUUUGUCCCACAUCUUAG